AUGGAAGCGCUGAGAGAGUCUUUUCUUAAUUUGACUUUUCAGAUGUCCGCAUACAGGCGAGCCACCCUGGACGAGGAGGAUGUGGUGGACUCCACCAGUGACGAUAUCUACCCAUCAGCUCCCAUGCAGGUGAGUCUUCUGCGUGGCCGUUCCUCGUGUUGGCCGAGCAAGACACGGGUGGAGAGGAGGCUAAUGUGCUUGGUGUGCGUUCUGUCAGUGGGCCUGUUCGUAACUCUCAUCACAACUGGGAUUUUCUACAAACGGACACACCCAGGCUUGUGCCUAACAGAGCCCUGCAUUACUGUGGCCAGUGCGGUUCUGGGAGCAAUGGACCGAUCCGUAGAUCCCUGCCAGGACUUCUAUAACUUUGCUUGUGGGGGCUGGAUAAAAAACAACCCACUAUAUGAGGGCAAGUCCCGCUGGGGUUCUUUCAGCAACCUGUGGGAACACAACAUGCUUGUAAUGAAGCAGUUAUUAGAAAACACAACAAUGAAAGGUUUAAGUGAUGCUGAAGAAAAGGCCCAGCGAUAUUAUGAGGCCUGCAUGAAUGAGACCAAGAUUGAGGAACUGGGAGCUAAGCCACUCCAGCAACUAAUUGACCAGAUCGGAGGAUGGGGUCUUACUGAACCUUGGGACAAGGACAACUUCCAAAAAGUUCUGCGAACAGUGUCUGCCAACUUGCGUACUACUCCUUUCUUCACUGUGUAUGUCAGCACAGACUCUAAAAACUCCAGUACUAACAUCAUCCAGGUGGAUCAGACCAGCCUGGGACUACCUUCACGUGAUUACUACCUCAACAAAACUGCAAAUGCAAAGUAUCUGACAGCAUACCUCAACUUUCUAGUGGAUUUGGGAGUUCUUCUGGGUGGCACAAAGGAAGGUUCUCGGGCCAUGAUGGAGGAAGUUUUAGAUUUUGAAACCACCCUGGCCAACAUCACAGUCCCUCCGGAGGAGAGAAGAGAUGAGGAGCUCAUUUACAAUAAGAUGGAGGCAAAGGACCUGACAACUCUGGCUCCAGCAGUGGACUGGAUGCCAUACCUCAGAGAAAUGUUUGCUUCUGUGUCACUUAAUGAAUCAGAGCCAGUGGUGGUUUAUGCCAAAGAAUACCUCCAGAAAGUGUCUGACCUCAUAACUAAAACAAAUAAAAGCGUUCUCAACAACUACAUGAUGAUGAAAGUAGUGAGAAAGAUGGCCUCAAUUUUGGACCAAAAGUUCCAGGAUGCAGAGCAGCGUUUCCUUGAGGUCAUGUAUGGAACCAAGAAGAGCUGCACUCCACGCUGGAAGCUGUGUGUCAGCGACACAGACAGUGCCUUGGGCUUUGCUCUUGGCGCGAUGUUUGUCAAAGCCACCUUUGCUGAGGACAGCAAAGCCAUUGCGGAGAAAAUGGUUACAGAAAUUAAGCAGGCAUUUCAGGAUGGAUUGAAGUAUGUGAGCUGGAUGGACACAGAAACAAAAAAGGCAGCAAAAGAAAAAGCAGAUGCAAUAUACAACAUGGUCGGGUAUCCUGAAUUCAUCAUGAAUGGCACGAAACUGGAUAAAGUGUUCAAUGAUUUUGCUGUGGUGUCAGGCCUUUACUUCCAGAAUGUUAUGCAGUACUACAAUUUCUCAGGCAGAGUGACUGCAGACCAGCUGAGGAAACCUCCCAACCGAAACCAGUGGAGCAUGACCCCUCCAACAGUAAAUGCCUAUUACAACCCAACAAAAAAUGAGAUGGUUCUGCCUGCAGGAAUCCUGCAAGUUCCAUUCUACAGUCGCUCUUGGCCUAAAGCUCUCAAUUUUGGUGGAAUUGGAGUUGUCAUGGGCCAUGAGCUGACUCAUGCAUUUGAUGACCAAGGCAGGGAGUAUGAUAAAGAUGGAAACCUACGCCCUUGGUGGAAGAACUCUUCUGUUGAAGCUUUCAAGACGCAGACCCAGUGCAUGGUGGAGCAGUAUGGCAAUUACAGCAUCAACCAAGAGUCUCUGAAUGGAAGACAGACGCUGGGAGAAAACAUCGCUGACAACGGUGGACUCAAGGCUGCUUACAACGCUUAUUUAAACUGGAUUAAAAAGAAUGGGGAGGAGGCCACGCUGCCAGCGCUGGGAAUGACGAACCAUCAGCUGUUUUUCGUGGGGUUUGCCCAGGUAUGGUGCUCUGUCAAGACACCCGAGAGCUCACAUGAGGGCGUUAUGACAGAUCCUCACAGUCCUCCGAGAUUCAGGGUCAUCGGCACAGUGUCAAAUUCACGUGAAUUCUCAAAGCACUUUGGAUGCAAAGCAGAUACUCCCAUGAACCCAAAUCACAAGUGUGAGCUUUGGUGA
Messenger RNA from Neolamprologus brichardi, 2298 nucleotides. It is a transcript of the gene ece1, whose product is annotated as endothelin converting enzyme 1. Gene Ontology annotation, biological process: peptide hormone processing. Gene Ontology annotation, molecular function: metalloendopeptidase activity. Lineage: Eukaryota; Metazoa; Chordata; Actinopteri; Cichliformes; Cichlidae. The record is from RefSeq and is a predicted model, not a curated record. Gene Ontology annotation, cellular component: plasma membrane.